GAUAUUCUUGAUAUACUGAUUUCUACAACUGCAAGUUCUGCAACUCGAAGAAUUUACUGCAACAGAGAUCUCCAGGCCCUAAAACACAGCAAAAUAUGACAAGUUCAAUGGAUACAAGGAAACAGCAGGAAGAAUAUUUGAUGUUUCUGUUUCAAAAAAUUAAGAAAGGUGAAAUCACACUGGAAGAGAAGGAGACAAUGAAAGAUUUCAGAAAAGAGUUCAUGAAAGGAGUUUUAUUUAGAUCCUUACCUAGUUCCAUGGCCAUGUAUGCAGUUUAUCGAUAUCGGAGUAAAGGAGGAGUAGUUGGGGUCGGAAAAUCUAUGCUGUGUGCUUUUGGUGGACUCUUUCUGGGAUUUUCUUUAACACCUACACGGAAACUUUGGGCUGAGGAGUUACAGAAACACAACAUCACAUCACAGCAUGUACUGGGCAAAAUACACAUGCUUCAGAAGAAUGAAAUGCCAUCUGAUGUAAUGGAUCAGGAUAUGGAAAGUAUGAUGGCAGAAAGGCCCGAAAUGCAGUCUCGGAUAACUCCAAAAUUUGUUGAACAGAUGGAAAGACAGACAGAUAAACCGAGUGACACUCAAACAAACAGUGGCACUUCAUUCUUAUUUGGUAGAUCAAACCAAGAAACUGUGCAGCCGGACAAUGAACAUGAAGGAUUAAUGCAGAAGAGGUUAAAGAGAAAUAGGAGGAAAAUGACUGAAGACUUAAAUUCAUCAGAGGGAGUGUCUGAUUCAGGAAAGAGAGUCAACAAAUAUGGAGAUGUCAUAGAAUAAAUUUUCAUUAUUCUGAUAAACUAUCAUCUUGUGAUGAAUACCUGACAGUUACAUGUACGUGAGCAAUGACGAGAUGAUUAUUAAGGGGGGGGGGGGGGGGGUAUUUGAUAUCCUUUAUUUGCUUUUAUACAGCUAUCACCAUGACUUGUGAUAAUAGUAAAAGGUGUUUUUUUUUUUACAA
This is a messenger RNA of Ostrea edulis (European flat oyster), 960 nucleotides long. RefSeq lists its product as uncharacterized. NCBI's taxonomy places the organism in Eukaryota, Metazoa, Mollusca, Bivalvia, Ostreida, Ostreidae. The coding region runs from base 96 to 779 and encodes 227 amino acids. The transcript has 9 exons. The record is from RefSeq and is a predicted model, not a curated record.